GUUUUGUCCGGUAGAGUGCGUGCUGCUGCUGCUAAUCAAAGGAUGAAAAUAAAGGCUAACCUUAGUUAACCCUGGAGUAGAUUAUAAUACAUCGAACCCUCGCAAUAUCACAGAUUUUUAUGGGAUUUUACAGUACACAGGCUCGACCAAUCGAUCCGGUUCCCUCCCAAAAAGUCGUCGUCAUGUCUGGCGAAGAGGCUCCGACUCAGCAGCGGCAGCAGCAGCGCGAGCCCCCAGCCGGAGAUCCGCAGCGGUCCCCCGGGGAGCUGCCUCUGUCGUGCCGGUCCCUGGUGCUCACGGGCUACGGGGGCUACGACAAAGUCAAGCUGCAGGUGGGGCCGCUCGUCCGGCCGCGGCUGCAGCCUCAGGAGCUUCUGGUGCGGGUCAAGGCGUGCGGGCUCAACUUCGCCGAGCUGAUGGGCAGGCAGGGGCUGUACGAGCCGCUGCCCGCCCCGCCUGUCACCUUGGGCAUGGAGGGCGCCGGGAUCGUCGAAGCGGUCGGAGAAGGGGUGAAGGGCCGGAAGGUGGGCGAGCGCGUGAUCGUGAUGAGCCGCAGCGGCAUGUGGCAGGAGACGGUGGCGGUGCCCGCCGCUCGCGCCUUCCCAAUGGCCGACUCCAUGAGCUUCGAGGAGGGCGCCGCUCUGCCUAUCAACUAUCUGACGGCGUACUUGAUGCUCUUUCACAUGGCCAACCUCACGCCGGGCAAGAGCGUGCUGGUCCACAUGGCGGCGGGCGGCGUGGGCAUUGCCGCCACCCAGCUGUGUCAGACUGUGCCCGACGUGACCGUCUUCGGCACGGCGUCCCCCUCCAAGCACGACGUCAUCACCCAAGUGGGCGUGACCCACCCCAUCGACUACCGGACUAAAGACUAUGUAGAGGAAAUUCACAAAAUCAGCCCCAAAGGAGUGGACAUUGUUCUGGAUCCACUCGGUGGUGCCGACACACAGAAGGGCUUCAACUUGUUAAAACCUUUAGGCUCACUCAUCGUAUUUGGUGCGGCUAACUGCGUGACGGGCCAGAAGAAGAGCCUGCUGGCCCUGAUGAAGACGUGGUACAACCAGCUGUCCAUCAACACGCUGAAGCUGAUGCAGACCAACAAGGCGGUGUGCGGCUUCCACCUGAGCUACAUGGACGACGAGCACAUCGACAUGGGCAUGGCGUCGCUGCUGCGGCUCUACGCGGAGGGCAAGAUCAAGCCUCGCAUCGACUCUUGCUUCCACUUCGAGGAGGUCACAGAUGCGAUGCGGCGCAUGCACGAGCGUCAAAAUAUCGGUAAGAUCAUCCUUCUCCCUGAGCCCAAAAAGCGGGAUGUUGAGAUGAUGACGUCGGCAGAAAAGCUUGGAAAGAAAUGACAUCAUCGAAGGAUUAAGUAAAAUUGGAUUUCCCUUUGUAUGUUUUCCCGACUACUCAAUUAUAACAAUAUCUUUUGACAGUAUUCGCACUUUUUAAAAUGACUUAUCGCACAAUAUUUCUAUAGUUCAGCGACUGUUAGCAGCGUUUGUAUUUUAAUUAAUAAAAAGCAUUAAAUGUGUUAAUUGUAUUGCCGCUAUUCGAAGAAAUAUGAUUGUAAUUUUUAUUUAUUUAUAUUUUUUUUUAGCAAUAGCGUCCGUGCAAUCAUGACUGAUUUUUUUGUUUUUGUGCCAACUUCUGAGGCUGCACUCUGGACAACAAUAAAAGCAAUUGGGUGGAAUUUCCUGCCUAGGGAAUUCCUACUCCUCUCAACAACAACAAAAAACAACUAAUAACAUAGCGUCACUGUCCAAUAAAACAUAUGUAUGACUUAUUUAACUGAAGCACACACAAAAAAAGAAUGACUUUUUUUUUUCAAAUAAAAGACUCAAAAUUA
Phyllopteryx taeniolatus (common seadragon) is the source of this 1846-nucleotide messenger RNA. RefSeq names its product synaptic vesicle membrane protein VAT-1 homolog. The coding region runs from base 120 to 1352 and encodes 410 amino acids. Lineage: Eukaryota; Metazoa; Chordata; Actinopteri; Syngnathiformes; Syngnathidae. The transcript is spliced from 7 exons. Gene Ontology annotation, molecular function: oxidoreductase activity. The record is from RefSeq and is a predicted model, not a curated record.